Messenger RNA from Talpa occidentalis (Iberian mole), 10252 nucleotides. RefSeq names its product biorientation of chromosomes in cell division 1 like 1 (gene BOD1L1). The record is from RefSeq and is a predicted model, not a curated record. Lineage: Eukaryota; Metazoa; Chordata; Mammalia; Eulipotyphla; Talpidae.
AUGGCCACCAACCCGCAGCCGCAGCCGCCGCCGCCCGCGCCGCCGCCGCCCCCGCCGCAGCCGCAGCCGCCGCCGCCGCCGCCCGGCCGCGGGGGCCCGGGCGCGGGCGGGGCGGGCGGCGCCGGGGCGGGCGCGGGGGACCCGCAGCUCGUGGCCAUGAUCGUGAACCACCUCAAGAGCCAGGGCCUCUUCGACCAGUUCCGCAGGGACUGCCUGGCCGACGUGGACACCAAGCCCGCCUAUCAGAAUCUCAGACAGCGUGUUGACAACUUUGUUGCAAACCACUUAGCAACGCACACAUGGAGUCCCCACCUCAAUAAGAACCAGCUAAGAAACAAUAUUAGACAGCAAGUGCUCAAAUCAGGAAUGUUGGAGUCUGGUAUUGACCGAAUUAUUUCUCAGGUUGUGGAUCCAAAGAUCAACCACACAUUCAGACCUCAGGUGGAGAAAGCUGUGCAUGAGUUUUUGGCCACAUUAAAUCACAAAGAGGAAGGGAGUGGCAGCGCCGUGCCCGAUGAGGAGAAAGCGGACUCUUCGGGCUUGACACAAGGCGCCCCUGCUCCUGGGCCAAGUGUUAAUGCAGCCAACGAUGCUAUGUCCAUCUUGGAGACGAUAACUUCGCUGAACCAAGAGGCAAGUGCUGCCAGAGCUUCGACAGAAACACCAAAUGCCAAGAGCAUUGAGAGAGGAUCCAAAAAGCUCUCGUCUCAGCCAAGCACUGACACCAGUACUGAGAAAGAGAGAACUUCAGAAGAUAUGACUGAUAAAGAAAAAUCUGUGCCCGACUCUGGGGGGGAGGCCCAGGAAACAGCCCCUAAGUCUGAAGAGCUUAGUGACCUCCCUUGUCCAGUUGAAGAAAUUAAAAAUCACGCAAGAGAGAAUAAUAAUUCAGCUCCACUCAAUAAAGAGGUUCAACCAGAAAGCAGUGACCAAAAAAAUAAAUCAGCAGACAAGGGUGAAAAGAAACCAGACAGCAAUGAUAAAGGAGAGAGAAAGAAAGAAAAGAAGGAAAAGACAGAGAAGAAAUUUGAUCACUCAAAAAGAAAUGAAGAUACACAAAAAGGGAAAGAUGAAAAGCAAGCAAAGGAAAAAGAAGUAGAGUGUGCAAAGCCUCCUUCAGAAAAGAAUAGUAAUAAAGCCAAAAACAGUGAAGGGACAAAAGAAGAUUGCUCUCUGAUGGGGUCUGAUGUGGACGGGCUUACAGACAUCACGGUGAGCUCUGUCCAUACCAGUGACCUUUCAUCUUUUGAAGAAGACACCGAGGAGGAAGUAGUAAUGUCUGAUAGCAUGGAAGAAGGAGAGAUUACAUCAGAUGAUGAAGAAAAAAGCAAACAGAACAAAACAAAAACUCAAACCAGUGAUUCUAAUGAAGGAAAAGCAAAAAAUGUACGGCACGCUUAUGUCCACAAACCCUAUCUCUACUCCAAGUAUUACAGUGAUUCUGACGAUGAGCUUACGGUGGAACAGCGGCGACAGUCUAUUGCUAAAGAAAAAGAGGAGAGGCUUAUAAGAAGGCAAAUUAAUAGAGAGAAACUGGAAGAAAAACGAAAACAGAAAGCAGAAAAGACGAAGUCUUCAAAAGCUAAGACCCAAGGCAAAAGUAGUAUGGACUUAGAGGAAUCAUCAGCAAAGAGUCUGGAACCCAAAGCCCCCAGAAUUAAAGAAGUCCUUAAAGAACGGAAAGUCCUAGAGAAAAAAGUAGCCCUAAGCAAAAAAAGAAAAAAAGAUUCCAGGAGUGUUGAAGAAAAUUCUAAAAAGAAACAGCAAUCUGAAGAAGAUUCCAAAGAAACCCUCAGAGCAAAUGAGCAUUGUGAAAAGGAAAAGGUGUCUUCUUCAAAGGAUUUGAAGCACGUUCAUGCAAAAAGUGAAGCAGGUAAACCUGCUCGGAGGCUUUCAGAGUCUUUGCAUUCAGCUGAGGAAAACAAAAACGAGUCCAAAAUGGAAAGAGAACACAAGAGAAGGACAUCUACCCCUGUGGUGGUGGAAGGGUCACAGGAAGAGACGGACACGAGGGACGGGAAGAGGCAGGCGGAACGCUCUGACGUGGGCACAGAAGAAACCCAGAAACAGAAGGGAGCCUUGAAAACAGAAAAGCACCUGAAGAAGGAUGACUCGGAAACUCCUCAUUCAAAAUGCUUGCCUAAGAAAGAGGCGAAAUCCUCCAAGGAGAAGCCGGAAAGAGAGAGGGCUUUGUCAGAAGACAAACCGCCUACAAAACACAAAUAUAAAGGUGACAGCGUACAUAAAGCAGGCGAUGAGGCCGAGCCUCAGUCUUCUGAGAAAGCACUGAAAGGGGAGGAGAGCGUUCAAAAGCCACGUCAGCCAACAACGCCGUCUUCAGAUGACAAACCUGAGCGAAAAAGUAAACACCGGAAUGAAAGGAAGUUAUCCAUUUUAGGCAAAGAUGGAAAGCCAGUUUCCGAAUAUAUCAUCAAAACAGAUGAGAAUGUUCGCAAAGAAAACAACAAAAAAGAGAGACACGUGUCGGCCGAUAGAGCUAAGGUGGAGCACAAGUCCAGACGAUCCAGUGAUUCUAGAAUUCAGAGGGACUCCCUGAGCUCCAGGCAACACGGUGUCACAUCACAGAGAAGAAGUGAGAGUUAUUCAGAGGAUCGGUGUGAUGCAGACUCCACUAAUCUAGAGGGUAAUUUAAAACCAGAAGAGGCUGUUCACAAGGACAAGAGGAGGACAAAGAGCUUGGUAGAAGAGAAACUUACGUUAAAGUCAAAAUCAAAAAGUCAAGGCAAACAGUUAAAAGUAGCUGAAAUAGAGUUACAAGAAAGUGUCCCAAAACAGACAAGCACUUCAAAGCCAGACAAAGACAAGAACACAGAAGAAAGUGACCCAGAUAGACAGAGAAAGUCUAAAGCUGAGGACAGGCCUUCUGAGGAGACCGGCCUUGAACCCGUGGUGGAGAGCGCCGUCGCCGGGGCCCACAGUGCCCAGAAGGAGUCUAGUCACCGGGCCAAGGCCCCGGCAGCAAAGGACAAGUAUAAGGGUGAUAAAGACUCCGGCUCCUCCAGACUGGAGAGAAAGUUAUCAGACGGACACAAAAGCAGAAGCUUCAAGCACAGCAGCAAAGAUGUAAAGAAGAAGGAAGAGACUAGAUCAGAUGACAAGGAUGGUAGAGAAGUUGACAGUAAUCAUGAAAAGGCCAGAGGGGCGAGUUCCGGCACAGACAAGAAGUUAAGUCGAAGGUUGUGGGAAAAUCGAAGAGGGAGCGUGUCACAAGAGAUGACCAAAGGAGAAGAAAAACUCGCAGCCGGUGCUUUGGGCACCCCCAGUAGUCCCUCCCUCCCAAGACCAAGAAAAAGCGGCGAUACCACUCUGGUCCCAGAACAGGAGCCCAUGGACAUGGACCCGGAACCGGCCGUUGAGCGUGUCUGUGAGGCACCGAAACCCCAGGAGGGCAGCAAUGCUAGCUCUCAGUCAGGCGCCGACGCGGAAAACGUUACCAAGCAAAGAUCUUCUGCCACAAUUGUGAAGGAUGAAUUGAGAACUUCCACGGUUGAUUCAAAAACAGCAGCUCCCCCCUGUAAAUCAGGACGUGGCACAGGCGCUGUUAGUAACUCUGAAAAACACACCGACCAUAAAAGCACCCUUGUCAAGAAGGGGCAUGUCCAAAGUGCUGUGUCCAGGCUGAACCCUGGGGAGAAGGAGCCCACCGAACAAGGAGCUCGGGAAGGGAAUGUGGACCCUGACGCUGGUCCUCGCGUGUUGUCUCGUGCCCCGUCAGAAAGCGAGAGGGCGCACAAGGAUGUGACGAACACGAGAAGGCCCCCUGCAGAGCCAGCCCCGGCCCCAUCCCCAAGUGCAGUGACUGUCACACCGCAGAAGCAGUUUCAUGACAAAGAUGGAAUGGCUUUAUUCGACAAAAGGCCUGCUUCAGAAGGGGGCGCAGCCAGCACCUCACCUAAGCACGACUCUGACAUCCCUAACCGGAGUGUGACAGAAGCCCUUUGGACAAGUGACAGUAGAGAGGGUAGUGCGGUUUCCACCGCAGACAUGCCAGCAAGAGUAAGCAUGGAUGACAGAGGGCACACGCCAGGUCACCAGGCCACCUCACUGCCCAGUAAACAGAGAAAAUCAAACACACCUCUUGACAGUGAGUUAGCAGACAGGAUCAUAGACUGUAAGAAUGUUGACAAAGGAGGUGACUUGAUGGACACAGCCAAGGCAGACAGGGACGUGAGUACUGGGCCCAGUUCAAAGCAGGCAAUUCAAGCUGCAGUCAUGAGUGGCCGGAAGGACAGUAUUGCUGUUGAUCACGUGCUGGGCGUGAGUACACAAGACGCCGAAGCUGUCGAACAGGAGCACUGUGAAGGCCCGGGUGGGACAGAGAACACAGCGGUGGGGGCCGAAGGAAGGAAUGAGAACAGCGAGGUCGACACCAGUGCCGGAUGCAAGGCUGCCUCAUCUCUUUCACCCCAGAGGACGGGAAAGGCUGAGAGUAUGGCAGCCGGGCCUGGUCGAGCAGAAAGGACACCUGUCGCCACCAGCUCUGAAGGGCAGGUCAAAGGCGUGACCUUCAGCACGGUCAAGGCGGGGCCUGCCACCACCACAUCUUCAGAGACAGGAGAGGGGCAGGUGGCCGUGCCGUGCACCAGCAUUGAGGCAGACGAGGGCGUGACAGCAGCUGCGGGCUCCAGAAACACCCCCCUCCACGCUGGGGCAGGAGCCAGUGGCCGCACCGUGUUCGCUGCAGCGGAAGAAGGCGGAGGUGUCACAGAGGGACUUGCUGAGAGUGAGACUUACCUCACGAGCACCAAGGGAGGCGAGAGUGGCGAGUGCGCCCUGGCCGAGUCUGGACAGAGCAGCACGGCCCCCGAGCCGGCCUGCGCCACGCGGGCAGAAGGCACCGUCAACAGCGCCGUGCCGGACGAGAAGGACGACGCGGUCACCAGUGCAGGCUCCGAGGAGAAGCGCGGCGGAGCUUCCAGCGGAGAGUCGGAGCUGGCGGGCGGCGCUGGUGCUUUCAUUAGUGAGGGCGAAAGUGACGGCGCCGUAACCAGCGCAGGGACGGAAAUAAGAGAGGGGUCUCCACGCAGUGAGGAGGCCGACGGCUUCCGGGGCAGUGCAGUGAGGAUGGGCCCCAAGAAGGAGACGGAGGGGACUGUGACAUGUACGGGAGCGGGGGACAGAGGCGAUAGCUUCGUGAUGUGCUCGGGGACGGGCGCGGGGCCCCCCGAGGAGCACAGGGUCUCGGGGGCGGCCGCUGGCCUGCUGGACAAGGGCGCGCCCCUGGGCACCAGCGCCGCCCCGGGGGGAGACGGCCUGGGGAGCGACGGCGCGGAGGGGGAGAGCGCAGUCACCAGCACGGGGAUCACGGAGGAGGACGGCGAGGGCCCCGCCAGCUGCUCGGGCUCGGAGGAGAGCGGCGCGGGCUUCGCCCUGAGCUCCGAGUCGGAGGAGACCGCGGAGAGCGCGAUGGACAGCACGGCCGCCGCGCAGGUGCCCGACGCGUCGCUGGUGGCGGCCGGGCCCUGCGAUGACGAGGGCGUCGUCACCAGCACGGGCGCCAAGGAGGACGACGACGAAGGGGAGGGCGUGGUGACCAGCACCGGCAGGGGCAACGAGGUCGGGCCCGCCGCCGCCUGCGCGGGCGUGGAGGAGGAUGGCGAGGGCGGGCCCACGUGCCAGAGUGCAGGAGAGCAGGACGCGCCCGUGGGGCCGGCUGCGGGGCGAGUGGGGGCCGGGGCCGCCCUCACGGACGCGAGCGAAAGCAGCGUGGACAGCAUGAGCGGUGCAGGGCGGGGCGCCAAGGACCCAGACAUCUGCUCCAGCGCCAAAGGGCUGGUGGAGAGCAGCGUGACGAGCGCCGCGCCGGGGACGGGGCCGCCCGCGCGGGGCCCAGGAGGCUGUGAGGGGCCCAUGACGAGUGUGGCGGCCUCUGAGCAGCGCGACAGCCAGCUUGCCAGAAAGGAGAGAGCUGAGGGUGCCCCUCUUUCUGCCGACCUGGUCGGGGGCAGUUAUGAGGUGCUCGUGUCUGGUGCAGCCCCGGCAGGUGACGCUCAUCACACAUCCACGAGCGCAAAGGAAGACGAGGGUGUCAUCACCUCCGUGGAAAACGAAGAAUGCGACGGCCUCCUGGCCGCCAGCGCCAGCGACCACGUCCCCAGCCAGGCCAGCGUGGCGGGGGGCAGAAGUCAAGGCAGCGGCGUGAUGAUUUCCACCAGCAGAGCAGGCGACGGCGCUGCUCCGUUAGGCAAGAUGACAGACGCGGAGGAGGGUCGCCCCAGCGCCCUGAGAACGGACGGCGGCGUGGACGGCACCAGGGUGAACAUGGAAGAAUUCGAGGCCCCGAUGCCCAGCGCGGUCGGGGACGCGAGCCAGCCGGCCACCGCGCGGGCCGAAGACAAGGACGAGUGCGCCAUGAUCUCCACCAGCCUCGGCGAGGAGUGCGAAGUGCCUAUUUCCAGCGCCACCUCCACCAAGUUCACCCAGAGCCAGCCCGCCGGUGCCCCCGCUGAAGAGGGAGCUCAGGGGCCCAGCCUGGUGAGCACCGGCAACUCCGAGGUGCCGAUGCCCAGCGCCCCCGCAGAGGCCGAGCGUCCCCUCGCCUCGACCAGCAAGGAGGAGAAGGACGAGUGUGCGCUCAUCUCCACCAGCAUCGCGGAGGGCUGCGAGGCCUCCGUCCGCGGGGCCCUCGCCGAGGAGAAGGACGGCAGCGCCGUCAUCUCAACCAGCUCGGGGGAAGACUGCGAGGGCCCGGUGUCCAGCGCCCGCCCUCAGGCGGCCACGCGUCCCGCCGUCACCCCUGCGGAGGAGCUGAGCGACUCGGCCAUGAUCUCCACAAGCACCUCUGAAGGCUGCGAGGCUGCUGUGCUGGGAGCCGUCCCGCUGGACCAGGAGCAGCCCGGCACGGCAAGGGUGGAGGACUCGAGCGAUGCCGCCCUCAUCUCCACCAGCACAGUUGAAUGUGUGCCGAUCACCACCGGCCUGGACACACGCGGCGAGAGCCGGCUGACCGCCAGCAAGCCAGAAGGAAAGGCCUUGUCAGCUGCCACGCGGAGCAAGCGUGACGUCCCGACGCCCAGCCUCAUCACUGAGGACGGCUGUCAGCAGUCUGGCCCACUGGCAGGGCAGACAGUGGGCUUCGUGGGGACCAUGCACACCGAGGAAGGGCAGGCCAGGGUCUCCGUGGCUGAGCUCUCUGAGGCGGGAGGCCAGCCAAGUGAGAGGCGGGACACAGUGGCUCGAAGCAAGAGUGCCUUGUGCCUCAUCCGUGCAGAAGAGAAGCCCGUGUCCUCGUAUGCAGUUCAGAGAGAAAACACGAACCUGGAGGCAGAGACGGCGGGGGACGGUUCCCCCACAGGUUUGCGGAGGAGUGCCAGCUCGCCCGUGGGCCCCCGAGGGCCCGAGCAAAUGGCCGGCGAUGAAGGCUCCUCCGUCAGCGCUGGCUGUGUGACAGCAGUGAGUCCCGGUGCUAAAAAAGGUGUCGACUCGCCGUGUUUAGGAGACGCUGCGUGGCAGUCCUCGCCUUCUCCCAACCCGCAGGGUUCUGAGGGCGACUUGAAAACCACCCCCUCUGAAUGUGUUAACCACCAAAAAUCUGAAAUUGCUCCUCCCCACGCCAUGGUCCCUCCAGCUGCCUGCGAUGUAGCUCUGUCAGCCCCUAACUCUGGGCAGGACUUGGCUGUAAAGAGCGGCCACAGUUGCAAGCAGCCAGUUCCCGUGUGCUCGGAGACAGCAGGAGCUGGCACGGCGCCCUCGUGCCAGAAGGAAGAAGGCCUCAGGAUCACCGUUUCUUCCAAAGAAUGUGUGUGUGGCAUAGGCAGUGAGGAGUCUGCGCUGAAUGUUUCGGAAGGAUUGGAACCCAAAGCCGGCUUGAAAACUGAGACGUCUGUGUCGUCAGGAAAAGAGAAAAGUCCUGAAACCCUCACCCCACCAGAAAACCCGGGAGGGAGCACGCCAUGCGGAGAAGCUGACCUACAGAGAGAGCCUCCGUCGGUGCCUGAGCCCCUGGAUGUUGAAAUUUCGGGCUCAAAAAGAGAUGCAGAAACCGAUAGCAAAACUUCUAACAAAGAAGAGAUUUCCAAUGGUAGAAAGGACAACGCAGAAGCCGUGAGGGACCACCGUGUUGAAGCAAAUCCGAAAGAGGUUGAGGAGGAAGAGAGGCGCAUGCCCAGAAGGAAGAGAAAGAAGCCUUGCCCCUCCUCAGAAGACGAGCCGGAUGAUAAUCCAGAUAUCUUGGAUUCCAAAACAGAAACAGCGCAGAGGCAAGGUUCUGAAACUGAGCUGCAAGAUGCAAAGGAAGAGAACCCUGGAGAGUUGGAAGAAUUAUCGAAAUCAAGUUCUAAGACAAACAGCACAGCCUCCAGAGCCAUGGAAGAAAGAGAUGAAUAUAGCAGCAGUGAUGCGACCGGCGAAAAGACAGAGCCCAAUGAAGAUGACACCGUAAAAUCCCAGGAGGAAGAUCAGCCAGUGGUCGUUAAAAGGAAAAGAGGGAGACCUCGGAAACACCCCGUGGAGGCAGCCUCGAGAGCAAAAGAAGAGAGCAGAGCGGACGCCGGCCCCGUCACCGUCGAACAGUCUCCACCUGGCAGCAAACUGAAAGGCAUGCCAGCAGAUGAGUCCAAUAAAGAAACAGCUAACCCACAAGAAAGAAGUCUCAGCAAUGAUGACGGCGAAGAGAAAACAGUGGCGAGCGGGCGUCGGAGAGGGAGAAAGCCCAAGCGCUCGCUCACUUCCUCGGAUGAUGCCGAAUCCUCAGAGCCAGAGAGGAAACGCCAGAAAUCCAUUUCUGACGCCGCUGAGGACAAGAAAGACCCGGAGUCUGAGGAGGAGGAGGAGGAAGAGGAGGAGGAGGAGCCCUUGGGCGCCACCACGAGGUCCACCACCAGGUCCAAGGCCCAGCUCUCCCCUCCGACCAAGCGCAAGCGAGACGCCAGUCCCCCGGGGGCACGUACCAGAGGCCAGCAGCGGGUGGAGGAGGCCCCGGCCAAGAAGGCAAAGCGGUAACGAGCCGGUGCCCGGGCUGGUCCGGGUGGCGGAGCCGACAGGGGCCGCGCUCCGGGCCGGCUCUUUGCUGUCGCAGGGAGCAGAUCUGCAUGUGCUGAGUUCCUAGGUGCAAGCUUUCUCAUUAAGUGUUAACAGCUUUAUAAACUGUUGUUCAUAGAAGAUACUAUGUACAUUUACUUCAGAUAAAGGAAAAUAAGUUUACUUUGUAUCUGAACUCAAAACAAAGUAGUUGUAUAUUUUAACAUGCAAAAUUGGGAUUUCCCGAUGUGACACAUGACUAAUGCAAACCCCUGAGCCGGGGACACCAGGCCUGCCCUCGGCGAUCUGUGUACAGUCUAUACACAUGUAAAAAUAGGUUGUAUUUUACUCUAUGUAUGAUGCUAAUCAAUGGACACUUUAUUUAUUUUACAGAGAAAACUUAUCUGUGAACUUUACUAUAUAUCUGUUUAUUUUAUUUUUUUUUUAAUAAAAGGGUUUUAAAUGCUAUGCAGUCAUUAGUAGAAACAUAUUAGGACCCUGCCUGCCCUGUGACUAUCUGAUAUGAACUGGCAGAAAAUACAGAACCUUCUCGCAUGUAUCCAAGUAAAGUAGUUUAGCUCAAGGAAGGAUCUCACUGAUUUCUGUUCACAGUUGUUACUCUGUUUUUUAAGAAUGUGACUUGUUUUUAGAUUAUACUUGCAGCUGUGACUUCCCCCCCAGCGCCCCAGCGCUAGCAGGUCUGGUUCUGGUAAGGGACAGCAGCCCCCCGCAGAGACCCCUCACCACCUGUCCCGCCUGUCCCCCGUGCUCUCCCCCCGGCCGCCCCAGAGUCUUCCCACCUGUCAGUUUCCGUAUGAAGACAAGUGAAGUAAGGAUUAGGUCACUCAAGUGAAGUAAGGAUUAGGUCACUCUUCUUGAUCAAGCGUCAGGAUUUUGUGUUGUUUUAUACACAAUUAUUUCAGGAUAGAAACUGGCUUUACUGCCGGAUUCUUUUUUAACAUAUUUUAACUCCCACACGAGCAAACCGUUCAACUUAAGUUUUUCAUACGAUUAAAUUUUUCUUGAGAUCAAAUUUGUCUCUAGCAAUGAAUGAUGUGAUGAGUUGCCAAAUAAUUGAGAUUAUUUUAAAGCGUUUUCUUCAUAUUCUUGUUUUAUAAUUAAAAUUUACAUUCAGUGUGUGUGAAUUUUCUUUUUGGAAUUCUUAAUGUAAGGUGGAUAUUUGUCAUUUUACAUGGUUUCUUACUGAGAUUUUAUAUAUAAAUUAUAAAAUGUUUCCCAAAACUUGAGUGGUAAGAAUUUUUUUUUUCCAUAU